UAAGGUUGGAAAAAAACCUCUAACCUCAUGUACAACCUUCAUCUGCCUUGCUAAGCUGCACCUGGUUGCUUCUCUCAUGGCAGAGAUAUUCUGAGCACCAUUUCCCAGUGAGAUGUUAUGAAGUUCUGGGGCUCUCUUAGGGGGCUUCUGGAAGCAAGUAUGCUGACCUUGGUGUGGGACUGGAGCCACCUCUGAGGGCAGCACCCUGCCACCAUCCCUGCAGCAGUGGAUGUCCGGGGCCAGAACCCCACUUCCUUGCCAGGAUGCUCACAGGCAGCUGCCUCUGGCCUCCCCUCGAGUCCCUCCGAGGCCGGGUUAUUUUUCAAAGUGCUCCAAGGACACGGGUUGUUGUUGCUGAUAAGCAGUGAGGGGCAGCUCCGCCCCAGCAGGAACAGCCAGUCCCUGGCCUCCCAUCCGCCCAGAAAACACUGUCCCAUCUCAGCAAGCAGCAUCCUGCAAGUCUGCCACAGGUUCGGUGACUGUCCCCGUGAUGCCACACUUGUGCAGGCUGGUGAUCUGCGUGUUGCUGGGGCUGGGGUCCCUGCUGGUGGGGGCAUUGUCCCCAUCCUGCCCCCCUACCUGCCAGUGCUAUGACACCUCCAAAGUCUUCUGCUCGAAUGAGAGGAUGCGGGAGAUCCCCGAGGGCCUGCCAGGAAGUGCCACCCACCUCUUCUUCGUGGGAACAGACCUGGGCAGCAUCCACAGCGGGGACUUGGGCUCCAGCACCACGCUCACCAAGCUGGUCUUCAUCAAUAACAACAUCCAGGAGCUGGAGCCUGGUGCCUUUCAGGGGCUGCCCAGCCUCACUGAGCUAGAGGUGUCAGGCAACCCCUUGCCAGCUGUCAGCCUCGGGAUGCUGGCAGGGUUGGCCAGCCUCAGCAAGCUCUCCCUCAGUGCCAACACCAUCCGCACCCUGCAGCCGGGGCUCUUCACUGCCUCUUGCCGCCUGCAGGACCUCAGCUUGUCAGGGAACAGGAUUGAGGCACUGCCCCCAGGCAUCUUCCGCCCUCUCCGGAGGCUCCAAGCCCUGGACCUCUCACAGAAUGCUCUGGCUGAGCUGCCAGAAGGGCUGCUGGCCCCACUUGUCGCCCUUCGUGUCCUCAAGCUCAGUGACAACCUGCUGGCACGGGUGCCUCCAGGUGCUUUCAGGGCGCUUGGCCAGCUGACUGAGCUGCGCCUGGAUGGCAACCGGCUGGAGGAGCUGCCCCCGGGCAUCUUCUCCGGGCUGGGGGCGCUGCGGCGGCUGCAGCUGCAGCACAAUGCCCUGGGCAGCCUGGCCCCUGACAUCUUCACAGGUCUCCUCAACCUCACCGUCCUCAGCCUGGAGGGCAACAAGCUGGCCGCUGUGCCUGCCAUCCUGUUCACUGGCACCCCUGGCCUCCUCCACCUCUCGCUGGCUCGCAACCAGCUGGAGACACUGCCCCGGGAGCUCUUUGCUAACCUGUCAGUGCUGGAAACCCUGGAUCUCUCACACAAUGCCAUAGAUCACCUGCCCACCGGGGUUUUCCAGGGGCUGGCAGGGCUGACAGAGCUACAGCUGAGCCACAACAACCUCUCCAGACUGCCGGCGAGGCUGCUGGCCGGGCUGCCCCUCCUCACCGUCCUGCUGCUGGACCACAACCGCCUGGCCCGCCUGCCCCCGGGGCUCUUCGAUGCCAACGACGAACUGGUGCGUGUGGGGCUGGCUGACAACCCCUGGGGCUGUGACUGCCACCUCUCCUACCUCCUGCGCUGGCUCCAGAGCUUUGCUGAGCCUCUCAUCCACAACCAAGCCUUCUGUGCCAAUCCGGCUGCUCUCCAGGGCCAGUCCCUGCUGGAGGUCUCCCGCGGGCAGCUGGAAUGCCCAGGGGCGCACGGUGUCCCCCCGGAGGAAGGCUGGGACACUGAUGCUCCGGGUCAGUGCACCUACACCGACGCCGAGGGCACCGUGAGCGUGGCCUGCAAUGCCACAGCCUGCCAGCAGCUCAGCCUUCGCCUCCCGCCGCCCGGGCACGGGCAGGGCUCGGGGUACCGGCGUGCCUGGGUGCUGCGCUCCCGCUGUGGCACGCUGCAGCUCAGUGUCCUUGUCGCAGCACACAGUGGCAGCGAUGCCACAUCCCCGACUCUGCCCCUGGUGCCCUAAGGCUUGGACAGGCGUUUGCUUCUGCUCUGGCAACCUCUGAACCAGCCUGGGAAACAAACAGCUCUCCCUCUGGCUCUGCUACCGCUGCUAUGGUCCCCAGCUGUCACCGAGCCCUCUGCAACAGUUGGCCUGGUGGUAUUUAUCCUCUCAGCUUUGUGUUUCCUGUGUAUUUCAAAUAUAAUUAAAAUGUAUCUAUUA
Molecule: messenger RNA, 2320 nt
Organism: Taeniopygia guttata (zebra finch)
Lineage: Eukaryota; Metazoa; Chordata; Aves; Passeriformes; Estrildidae
Molecular function (GO): protein binding
Source: RefSeq, a predicted model, not a curated record